Messenger RNA from Galleria mellonella (greater wax moth), 6238 nucleotides. RefSeq lists its product as uncharacterized. NCBI's taxonomy places the organism in Eukaryota, Metazoa, Arthropoda, Insecta, Lepidoptera, Pyralidae. The record is from RefSeq and is a predicted model, not a curated record. The transcript has 5 exons. Gene Ontology annotation, molecular function: protein binding. Bases 1 to 5223 code for a protein of 1740 amino acids.
AUGACAGCAUGUGAUCGCUAUAAGCCAGACAAUGUUUUCAACAGAUUCAAGAUGGUAGAAUUCCCAAUAUCUUUCGUUGGAUUGUCGUCUACAAAAUACCUCGAUGUGGAAGUAGAUUUGAGUACCUCAGCAUAUCUAAAAACUACGUAUGACGGCAAUUUAUUGAAAUUCAGUGAAGCCCGUGAAAUAUCUGCAUCACAUAGAGCAUUUGACAUAACUAUACUAGACAAGAGAACUAUACUGAUAACAUUUAAGCCUUUAACAGAAUGCAUUUCGAGAGCAAAGCGAAUAAAGCAGUUUGAUAACAGAUUUAUAUUUGAUCUACGAUUGAUACAAGCAGAUGGAGUCAGAUGUUGUAAUAACGAAUUUCACUCAGAAGUUGGUCGAUAUUAUAUAUGUGGAGAGUUUGAAUACUGCACCAUUACCCAUUUUCCUAAAAGCGUUAACUUCGGAGACGUCAUUAUGAAUACAAAAUUAACGAAAUAUAUAAGACUAAAUAAUGAAUCUAAACUAAUUUCCGCCAAAAUGGAAUACGUACGUAUAACUGGAUUUGAGGUCACACCUCAAAAUUUCGACAUCCCUGCUAAUUCUUCUAAACGUUUAGCAAUAACAAUUAAACCAACUUGCUUAAAAAUAUGUAAUACUCUAAUAUUUAAAAUACGGAAUCCUCACGACUUUACCGACGAAACUGAUGAAAAUUUUUUAACAUACACUAUUAAGUGCAAUUUUAAUAUUAUUUGUAAGAAACGUUCGAAGAAUAUUAUAACAGAAUCGUUACAUAAAUUAAAUGAACUAAAUCCUCAUUAUACGUAUUUAAAUAAAGAAUUGGAAAUACAUGCUAACAGAAAAGCUGUAGCUAAAAAAUAUUUAGAGAUAGGUAAAAUGUCUCAUGUUCAAAAACCUGUAAUUGAAAAAUUUUGCGCUAAAAAAAGAAUAUGGUGUUUGGAUGCCUUUUUUAAUACUAACAAACUUACAAAAAAUGUCUGCAAAGGAAUUCUUGAAAAAAUUACACCUUAUAACCUUUUUGAUAUCUUACUUAAUCCCUUUUUUAUUGAUUUUGGUCGUGUUGGAUUAUUGACAUAUGGUGAACAAGAUUUAAGUAUAAAAAAUAAUAGCAAAUACGAUAUUACUAUCAAGUUAUUGAAUGACCCAUAUAUACUUUAUACAGAUGAUAAGUUAAAAAAUGUGUCUUUUAAACUAAAGUCAUCGAACUCUGUAGACGUAAAAGUAUUUUGUUUAGGUUUUGUCGAAGGUACUUAUAGAGGUACAUUUGAUUACAUAAUAGAUGAUAAAUAUAAACGAAAACAUAGUUAUGCUCUUCAGGUAAGUAAUCCUACAUUAAUGGUCAUGGAGAAAAGUUUAAAGUUUGGUAUGGUUACAAAUGAAAGUUUUAUUACAUCAGUCCCAAUACGCAUACAUAAUUAUUUUAAUAUCACAGUUGAUUUUAAAUGGGAUAAACUACACCCAGAUACGCCUUUUGAAAUAAUUCCCAAUUCUGGUUGUGUCCCAAAACAUACUUGUAAAAUAUGUGACGUUUUGUACACUUGUAGAGCAAGUAAAUCAAAGAUACAUGAAGUUGAUUUUGUAUCUGAAAGUAAAACGAGUAAAAUAUUUCCUAUUGAACUUAGUAUAAUCACGAGAAAACUUUCUAUAAAAUUUUUACAACCAGCAGUUAUUUUUAAAGAUAUUGUAUUAAAUUUAGAAACUAUAGAAAGAGUAAAACUGGAAAAUUCAUCUAGAGAAAUUGCUGUAUUUCAUGUUUUAGAACCUCUAAUUCCAGGUUUCAGAAUAGAACCUAUGUCGGGCACUAUAAGACCAAAAAUGAUAAUGACUUUUGAAAUUAUUGUAAAAAUUUCCUGUGUAUUGGAAUUUGCCUUUGAUAUUUUUGUAAAAAUAAAUAAUAACGAAAAUAUAAUUUUACCCGUCAGCGGAAACGUAGUAGAGCCAAGAUUAAUCAUUCAUCCUAAAUGCAUCUACAUGUCGCGUGUACCUUGUAAUAUGAUAACGUAUGUUCCGGUUAUAUUUCAAAAUACUAGUACACUAAAAAGCAUAGUAGAAGUAUCAGAUACAGGUGAUAAAAAUAUAUUUAAUGUUUAUUCCGCCCAAGGAAACGAUAAACAAAGAAUAUUUGAGUUUCAUGUAGAUGGAGGACAAUCGAAAACAGUUUUUAUAAAAGUAUUUGACACAUUUCGUAGAGAGUAUGAAAUGUAUAUACCAUUCAAAAUAAAUAGAUUAUUAGGACCACCAAAUCAAAAUUCUUCGUCAACAGAUCUUCAACAUUAUAUUAGUGAAUAUGAACAGCUCUAUAAAAAUAAUUCAAAAGUUAGAUUGAAAACUACAACUAAGGACAUCAGUUUCUGUAAAAUAAUCGGCGUUAUUACGGUGCCUUGGAUACAAUUUUCUGUAGAAAAAUUCGAAAUUGAUUUCGUACAAAAUAGCACUAAUGCUAUACAAUUUACAAUGACGAAUAUAUCUAAAUAUUAUUUGUAUGUUACUAUAUUAACAUCAAAAUUAUCACCAAAUUUUACAUUAGAUUUAAAAACUGAAGAAAACCAAUUGAUUAUAAAUGAGACUCAUAUAAAAUUUGAACUUGAAUGCAAAAAACAAGCCGAUUUUUGUUUAAAAUUUCAUCCUAAGGGACAUGGAAAAUUUACUUCUACAGCUAUAUUAUAUUUAGAUAAACAUAUGACAAUACCUUACUACAAUUUAACAUUUAUUGGAAAACGCCAAACACCUUUAAUGGUACCCAGUACAUAUUGCAUAGUAUUUCCUCCUUGUCAUGUGGGAACAAAAAUUUCUCGGAUAAUUAAUAUAAAACUUGAAGCUGAAUCAGAUUUGAGUUCAUUUUCUUGUAUGUCCCGAGAAGAGUCUUAUCUAAACGUCGAAUUUAUAGACUCAGAAACAAUACUGAAUCAAGGUGAAUACAAUACGAUAGUGCAAAUCGAAAUAACCGUUUGUUGCCAAAUCACUUAUGCUCAUAAUUUAACACUUACUUUUAAUCAUGAAAGCGGUUCUGGUUGUGAAGUCGAAGUCAGCUUUUGUUUUACUUAUUGUCCAUUGACUUUGCAUACAAGAUUUAUAGUCACGCCAGCGGACAAUCCAUUCCCGUAUUUUCCUCUUAGUACCCAAAGUGAACUCUAUGAAUACCUUGAAUCGUGUUCCAAAUUUUUAGAAAAGUGGAUGUUUCAACAGGGUUUUCGUAGAGAUUUAUACCCUGUUAUUCCUGAUACUUUCCAUGCUAUAUCUUCAGCCAUAUCUUCUCAACCUAGUGGAACUAAAACUAAAGGAAUUAACGUAUCUUACUUGAACUUUGUAAGAAGGAUUGCAGGACCAUUGAUGAAACACGUCCCUAAAAUAUCACUACACGGCAUUGAUGAUUCUUUUAAAACUGUUAAAGAAAUACAUGAUACAUAUAAACAAAUUAUAAAUUUGUUAAGAUCGCGUGGCGCAAACCUAUGGGUAUUACAAGCUAAAUUUCUCUUAAGUUUUGACCAAUUUGUAAUAUAUUCUGAAAAUGUAACACCUAAGUAUAAUGCUGACAUUAUUUUAACAAGAGAGCUUUUAGCUGAUAUGCAAUUAUUCAACAGACUUAACAAACAGAGUUGGAUUGAUUUUAUUUUACAAAGUUACAAAGUCUUCGUAAUGGAUAGCUGUUUUUUUGAUUGCAUAUGUGUCAGUUCUCAACCUAGAGAUAUCAUUAAAGUUUUAGUAGAUUGGUAUAAUGAACAAAUAUCAAUGCAACAUGAAACAUUACUUAGAAAUCAUAAAAUGUGCAAAAUUAUUCAUAAUAUAACUACCGAUUUAUCUGAUGGAAUUGCUCUAGCAUCUGCAAUUAUAAAUUAUUGUCCAUUUAUGAAAGAAUAUUUUACAGUAUUUUGCACAGUUGACGAUGAUAAUAAAGAAGGUGGUAUUAUUAAUAAUGCAUGUCUAAUCAUUGAAGCUUUAAAUUUACUACGACUUUAUUUCCCUCUUACCAGUAAAGAUUUAUUAGAGCCAAAUUUUUUACAAAUGUUAUUUUUGUCGGUACAUUUAUAUGUAACUUUGCCAAUGCUUAAACCAAAGGAUUUUAUUAAAUUUAAUCCACCUCUUUUAAGAAGUUCAACCCGACAAGUAGCUAUUGCACCAGCAAGUCAAGAGUCAUUAAUAUUUAACUAUAUGAUUCUGAACAAUACACAAAAUAACUUCGUAGUAGAAAAGACUCCAGCAGGUGAUAAUGGUAAAAAGAUGUUUUUAAGUGUAAAAUAUAUUGCUAAUUAUGUAUCCGAAGAGACUUGUAUUCUUCUUGUCCAUGGAUAUAAUAAAACUAGAAUAUUUGACACAUAUAUGGUAUUCGUACUCCAUGGGUACAUUGGAGCUUUAAACCCAGUAAGAAAAUGUAAAAUAACUGGACCUCUAUAUCGUCCUGUAAAAGUUGAUAUUUUAGUAUCAUCUCCAUUUACUAUGUCUGCAAUAUUUCAAAUAUAUUUAACAGAUAACGAACCAACAAUUCCAGUCAUUUUUGAGUCCAACAAUAAACCUAGAUUUUAUUUGCGAAGACUCAACCUUAUCGACAAUGAAAUAUCUUUAAGUGGCUUGCCAAAAGAAAGUGGACAAGAAAUUCAAGAACAUAAGUUAUACUUACAAAUGAUUUGUCUGAGUACUCAAACAGAAAAUACUUGGAUUUGGUUUACAAGCAAUAUAGGACAUUUUUUUAUUAGAAUAAUCUCACAGCCUCGUUGGGAUCUGUCUAUAGAUACUUUGCAUGCAAAAGUUCAUACCUGGCCUAUGGAUCCCUGCAGCUGCGGAGAAGCUUGUGAGUGCUAUAGAACAACGGUCCUAAUGAUACCACACCGCAAUGAUUUUAUGGUCAAAUCUUUACGAUAUGCUUUACUUCAGCACGCAUCCGAUAUUAUGAUGAAAGUUUUUGAUCAAUUAAUAGAAACGUCAACAGGAAAAAUAAUUAUUGGAAUGUUGUUGACUGAAGGAGGGACACAUAUGUCUGAUGUGGAACACAUUCUUCACAGUGAAAUCACUUAUCGCAUAACAUCACGAACGCUUCUGCCUCGCCUGGAUUCUGUGAAACUAGCGCAACAUACUACCGCUAUGUUACCCCUACCAAUUACAGUACCAGCUCAGGAUAAAUCUGAGAAAUAUUUUGUAGUAUUCACAUCUGACUGUGGAAUGGAUAUACGCACUUAUAGAGUUCUCUUCAUAGAAACUUCCGAAAAUGUUUCUAAUUUGUAACUAAGACUACCGAAUUAUUCUUAUUUUAUAAUUCUUUCAGCACAAUUUAUAGUUCUUUUAUUUUUUUUAUAUCUAUAUUAAUAUUAUAUUUCUCUCACUGAUUUAGUCAUUUAUGACUAAAUCUAUUUUGAUGAAAUUUGAUAUAGGGAUUAUUUUGUCAAUAAUUAAAAUACCUCUACAGUUUUACAACUAUUUAUAUGUCUGUCUUCACGAUAGAUCCCAUUCGAGUAUUCAGGUGAAACCCAGUACAAAAAAAAAUAUGUAAUCAUUCCGCACUUCUUUCACUUAGUAAAUGUUGAUUAUUAUUAUAAAAGAUUAAAUCUCUCUAAAUAAUAUAAGACAAACCGCUGCAUCUAUUUGUAUCUCCACUUCCUUCUAAAACAUCUAAAUCGAUUUUGAUACGGGUGUUACUGUCAUUGAGAUAUUUUUAUUUUUAUACGGAAAGUUUACACAUACAAUUUGAACCUAGGGGUCACUAGUUGUAUAUACCUAUUCAAAUUGUUAAUAUUCGGUAUGUACCUAUGGUUUAUUUAUGUAACUAAAAAAUUUACUUAUUAUGUUAAUACUUAAAUUUGACAUGUUUAUUUUAACAAAAUGUCUACUUAUUUUGAUUAUUACGUGUUUGUUUAUUUAGUUUUUCUUUAUUUACCAUUAGCUUUUGUAUUUAUUAUGUCGUAUCAUAGUGACAAAAUCUAACAAAAAAAUCAAAUAGUAAAUUAUCGUCAGCUGCCAAGUUAAUUAGCCAUAACCUCAUAUAAUAAACCAAUAACUUUCCAUUAUUGUAUACGAGUCAUCCCUUAUAAGGAAAGUUUUAUUUCGAUUUUUCUACCUUUAUACUGGUGUAUUUUUCCUAUUUUAUUCCCUUAAUCUUUUCUGACGAUGAAAAAAAUCCUCAUAGUUUACAAUGUUACACGGUUUGAUGAUUUUGUCACUAUGGACACCUUUUUAUUAUAUUUUUUGUUAUCGAGUUUUACUACUUUACUAUGUAACAAACAAGUUUCUAUAAAUUUAAUAA